CUGCUGAGUAUAAUAUUAUUUAUAUAUAUUAUAGUUAACACAUAGUAUUAACUAGUUUAAUUAACAAACAUAUAUAUAUAAAUUAUAUAUUUGAGUUAUGAACAAUAUUCUUGAAGAAAAGGGUUCGGAGUACUCAUUGCGUGAGUCAAUAAAGAAUAGUAUUGGAAGAAAAGAUGAUGAUCACUAUCAUCCAUGGGCAGCAUUCAGCUCCAAAAAAUGGUCUAAAAUAUUCUUAGCUUCAUGUGUGAUUGGAGUCUCCAUUGAUCCAUUGUUCCUCUACAUUCCAAUUGUAAGAGAUGAAGGAAAGUGCCUUGACACAGACAACAAUAUGAAGAUCAUAGCUCUUGUUUUACGAUCUCUUACCGAUUUCGCCUAUGUUUUACACAUCAUAUUUCGGCUUAAGGAUGCCCUAACCAUCUCUAUGCAACUUGGUCAAUCCAUUUUCCAUGGCCUUCCUUGGCCUUAUCUUCUAAUCGAUGUUUUAGCCAUUCUUCCAAUUCCACAGGUGGUAGUUUUGAUACACUUCUCAAAGAUUACUGGAUUAGAAUAUUUGGAUGCAAGAAAGUUCAUCAAUUUAAUACUUCUUCUUCAAUAUGUGCCUCGAAUUCUUCGUGUCUACUUAUCAGCAAAAGAGUUGGGAUCGAGUUUCGACUCACUUGCUAGACGUGUAUGGGUCAGAGGCACCUUCUUAUUUUUCCUCUAUAUUAUUUCUGGUCAUAUAUUUGGAGCGUUUUGGUACUUUUAUUCGAUUGUACGUGAGACAUCUUGUUGGCACAAAGCAUGUCAUAAACUUCGAAAAGAUCCUACAAAUGAACACGAAUGUGAUCCCGGUCCAUUUGUGUGUGGUGAAGAACAUCCCAUGAAAAAUUGGAGAAAGAUGAAUGAGUAUUGCCCAGUUAAUCCACCAAAUGCAACUGUCUUCGAUUUCGGAAUAUUUUCUCAAGCCAUUGAAUCGCGUAUAGUUUGCAAUGCAACUGAUUUUCCCAAAAAAUUCUUUCGUAGUUUCUGGUGGGGUUUGAAAAAUUUAAGUUCUUUUGGUCAAAACCUUGACACAAGUAGCAGUGUACAAGAAAAUAUCUUUUCAAUUAUCAUUUGUAUCUUGGGUUUACUUUUGUUUUUAUAUCUUAUUGGAAAUUUGCAGACAUGCAUGCAGUUGGAAACCACAAAGUCAGAAAAGGCAAGGAGAAAGAUAGGUAGCAUACAACCACAAAUAGAAUCUUAUUUAUCAAGCAUUAAUGAGAUUAAACCUUAUAAGAAAAAGGUCAUCAAGAAAUACCUAAGUCAAACAAUUAGACAAGGCAAAGAUUUUGAUGCUCGACAUCUUUUUUCUCAUAUUCAAGAUGAGCGUGCUAAUCCUAAUGAGUUUGCAGCUUGGGUGAACAAAAUAUUGGGUGUCAAAAAAUAUGAGAGGAAUACAAUAGAAGAAAAGGCAGAGUUGUGGAUAUCAAAAAAUGAAAUUUCUAAGCUGGAUGAAACACCAAAGAUUAAGAAAUUCAUUGAAUUGAGAUUUGAAGAAGGACAAGAUGUUGAUAUUGUCAACCUUUUGUAUGUACUUCCUUUCUCAUUGGGAAUGUUAAUCAAGAAACACAUGUGUUUCCCUAUAUUAAAAAAGGUUUCAUUGCUUCAAAACAUGGAUGACUACGUCUAUGAAACAAUUUGCAAAUAUUUGAAGCCAGUGACAUAUUUAGAGAAAAAUUAUAUCAUUCGAAAAGGAGAGCCACUCGAUAUGAUGUUGUUGAUAACACAAGGUGUUGUGUGGACAUUUGGAAGUAGUACUUGUCCCAUAGAUGGUCUUCAAAAAGGUGAUUUUUUUGGAAAUGAACUCAUAGAAUGGCAAUUAAACUUGGAAUCAUCAUCAUCCUAUUAUAAGGACCUUCCAAUCUCUAGUGUUAAUCUCAAAUCCCAUACAAAAGUUGAAGGCUUUGCUUUAAUGGCAAUUGACUUGAAACAUGUACUUUCAAGUUGUUGGCACAAGUUUCAUAAACACAACUCAACUAAUUCUAAUGAUCAGGACAUGAAAUCUUUUGCAGCUAUAUCUACUCAACGAAUUUUUCGAUGUUACAGGAGGAAUAGAAAAGCACAAAAGAAUAAGAAUGAGCACAGCAUAUGUGUCAAGACAGUUAGUUGUAACUGUUUUUAGUUUCUAACAACUUUCUGUUGUUUGUUAUUCUAGUUGGCCUUUGCCUUGUUCUCUGGUGUAUAUAUAUAUAAACCAGUUGUAGUUUUCUCUCGUGCUAUGAAUAACAAUCUUUCAAUCGAGCUUUCACUUCUUUCUUUCA
Cannabis sativa is the source of this 2279-nucleotide messenger RNA. Its product is annotated as cyclic nucleotide-gated ion channel 1. Lineage: Eukaryota; Viridiplantae; Streptophyta; Magnoliopsida; Rosales; Cannabaceae. The record is from RefSeq and is a predicted model, not a curated record. The coding region runs from base 98 to 2140 and encodes 680 amino acids. The transcript has 8 exons.